This is a messenger RNA of Leptopilina heterotoma, 2316 nucleotides long. Its product is annotated as dipeptidase 1-like. The coding region runs from base 92 to 1564 and encodes 490 amino acids. The record is from RefSeq and is a predicted model, not a curated record. The transcript is spliced from 8 exons. Gene Ontology annotation, biological process: proteolysis. Lineage: Eukaryota; Metazoa; Arthropoda; Insecta; Hymenoptera; Figitidae. Gene Ontology annotation, molecular function: metallodipeptidase activity.
CUCUAUUGAUUCAGAAGAUGAGUCUGGCACACCUUGUUGUAAGAGAAAUACGUUGUUAAUUUCAGAAUUACAAAAAAUAAAAAAAUAUAUUAUGUUUGACUUGUAUGGGGUCGGUAGGGAUGGGACAGUUUAUCAUUCAGGACCACCAAGACGAAAUGAAGUCGACAUCCUAGAGACGUGUUUACAACAUUCUUCAGAAGAACUAUUGAGGAAAUUACCCAACGGAGACGCUCUGCAUCAUCAUGUAAAAGACACAGUGAUCUCAACCACUUUAGAAAAAAAUAAAGUUGCACCUCGAGAAAAAAGACGAAGUGUGGGGCGAAAAUGUGCAAUGACUUUUGGUGCAUUUUUACUGGGCUGUGCAUUAAUUGCAGGAGUUGGAUUACCAUUAGCCUUAGAAUUAAGUAGCUCACAUUUACUAGAAGCAAGACUUCAAGUCGUCAGGAGGAUUUUAUCAGAAAUUCCUCUCAUCGACGGUCACAACGAUUUCGCGUGGAAACUGCGAAAAUAUCAGGGAAGUGUGAGAAACAUUCCUUUCCAGGAUGAUCUGUCUCAAAAUAUCACUUGGGGACCGCAAUGGCAAACUGACCUAGUUCGCCUUCACCAAGGCAUCGUUGGUGCACAAUUUUGGUCGGCCUACGUACCAUGCGAGGCACAAUUUUUAGACGCAGUGCAAUUAACAUUAGAGCAAAUAGACGUUGUUCGUAGACUCGCCUCAAAAUAUCCAAGAAGGAUGAGGUUGGUGACCUCGAGCGAUGAACUAAAAAGGGCACACAAGGAUGGCGUUAUUGCCAGUUUAGUUGGCAUUGAAGGUGGUCACAGUAUAGGAUCAUCAAUGGCUGUUUUGAGAAGUUUUCACUUACUUGGCGCCCGCUACAUGACGCUAACUCACAAAUGCAACACACCAUGGGCCGAUUCAUCAUCAGUCGAAGAUCCGAAUAAAGAUGCCCCAAUGGAUUUUCACAGUGAUGGUCUCUCUGAAUUUGGAAAAGCCGUUGUCAGAGAACUCAAUAGAUUAGGAAUGUUAGUUGAUCUCUCUCAUGUUUCGAUAAGAACCAUGAAGGAUGCACUGGCUGUUACAAAAGCGCCAGUUAUUUUUUCUCACAGCGCUGCAAGAAGUCUUUGCAACUCAUCAAAUAACGUUCCAGAUGAUGUGUUAAGAAAUCUAUCUCUUAAUGGUGGCCUCGUUAUGGUUAGUUUUGAUAGUGCUCAUCUCAGUUGUGGAGAUAAAGCUUCUCUGUUCGACGUUAUAGCACACAUAAACCACAUAAGAAAUACGGCCGGCGUCAAUCAUGUCGGCUUCGGUGCUGGUUAUGACGGAAUUUUAAGUCCUCCGACGGAACUUCCCGACGUCUCCGGCUAUCCUCUUCUAUUAGCAGAAUUAACAAGAGACAGAAGAUGGUCGGCUUCGGACAUAAAGAAACUUGUAGGUGGGAAUCUUUUACGAGUUCUAACCGAAGUGGAAAAUCACGCUCUAACACUUUCAAAUCAAUCGCCAGCUGAAGAGUGGAUCAACCAAAAUCUCAUAAAAGACACUGCCUACUGUCGAUAUGAUGUCACUUAAAAAAAAAAAAGUUUCAAAUUUAAAAAAAAAAUCAAAACAAAUUUUUUAUUUUUUUAAACAAAUAUAAUGUGUGUAAUUUCAACAAGAAUGACGAGAAUUUCUUAAUAAUCGUAUUUUUUAAAAUCGAAAGCGAAUGUUUUAAUAUUAAUACGCACUAAUUGCAUCUCAUUUAUUCAUUACACACGUAAUUUCAUGUUCGAAUGAUUUCAAUUUUUUCUGUAACUGACAGAACAAGUUAAAUAUGAGUGAUUUGUAAUUAAAAUCAAUAGAAAAUUUUUAUAAAUUAUUAUAUCAUAAUAUCACACUUUUUCUACAGAUAUCAAAUUGAGACAAAAAAACGAAUCAAAACGUUCUUUCGCAACACUUUUGAUUCGUUUUUUGUCUCAAUUUGAUAUCGGCAGAAAAACUGUGAUACAGUGAAACCUGUCCAAAUAAAACUCGAUUUUUUAAAUUUUAUUACAAUAAGCAACCCUUAAAAAAUUGUUUUAUAAUUCAAUUUUGUAAUAUUUUUACAAUAUUCUGGAACUAUGAGCAAUUCUUGUUUGACAUUUUUGAAUGCAAACAAAUUUUUAAAAUAGAGUUGCAUUCCAACAGGUUCGACUGUAAUAUUAAUUUAUAUAAAUAAAAUGAUUUUAUUUGAGUGAAAGAGAAAUCUCAUUUGAUUACAUUCUUUAAAUAUUAUUUAAACUAAAUUGUACAGUUUAAUAAGUUAGUUUAUAAAAUUAAUUUUAUUUGUACAACAAUUUACAUGA